Messenger RNA from Suillus plorans, 294 nucleotides. RefSeq lists its product as uncharacterized. The transcript is spliced from 3 exons. Bases 1 to 294 code for a protein of 97 amino acids. The record is from RefSeq and is a predicted model, not a curated record. Lineage: Eukaryota; Fungi; Basidiomycota; Agaricomycetes; Boletales; Suillaceae.
AUGGAUUACUGCAAAAUUCCUACUACUUCUUUCAAGAAGGCCUGUCAUGCUUUUACCAUCGAGAUGCUUGAGACUAACCCACGGACGCUGCGCGAAUGGGGACGUCGUCUUGAUGCCAAUGUCAAACAAGACUUGAUUGUCGAAGACUACCCUAGUCUAGAAGACAAGGCCGAAUUUGAUACUUUCCAGCGCAAAUGGCAAUACCUGUUUGCCUAUGCGGGCGCUGGUUUUGCCAAAGAUUACCACAUGCUAACAUUCACCCGUCCGAAUGACUGCCCUGCCACCUGCGACUGA